AUCUCUGGUAAUGGAACAAGAGAAGAAAGUGAGUGGAGAGUGGAGAAAAUCAUUGUCAGAAGAUACUGACGCUUGCUCUGUCUCACUCUCUCUCUCCUGGGUCUCCAACAAUUACGAGGAUUUACUCGGCUUCCCGUGAUUACUGUGCGCUGCAGGAAACCAUCAACUCCAGUGUCUGGGAGAGCUGUUAUUUGGUGGAUGGUUUACUGCUAACAGUGGCUGCUUGUAUACCUUCUGGCUGAGUGGUGAACAUGCGGCCUGCCUUCUUUGUUUGACAGCACAUCGUAAACUCGCUUCACAAGGAUCGGUAUGCAGCCAGCGACGGGAGGAUAUACAGCAACUACUACAGCCUCAUCAUGAUCUGUUAACUGUGGUACAUGGCUGCUAGCAGUGAUGGCGAAAUCUCUGGACUCCACCUCAAUGAGGCUGUGGCUGAUGUUGCUGACACUUCUCUCACAACCCAUCACAACAACAUCAUCAUCAGUAUCAACCUCUCACAAUCCAGACUACACGAUGGCACCAUUGACAACUACCACCACACCUGACCCAAACACCAAGACAACGUUUCCUUACACGGACAACCUCAGACCAAAUAUCUCAACGAUCAUCGACCAUUCCUCUGACCGUGACCUUUACAUCCUGCUCAUCCAGGUCAUGAAGAAGUUGGACAUUCUGCCUUCAAAUUCGGCGUGCAUCAAACUUGAGAAAAUCUCUACCGAUGUGAUAACCGUGAACAAGCGCACGCACUCGCAGACUGUCGGAGUGCAUCUCUACUUCCACACUCGUAAGAAAGAGGAUUUCAGGUCAGCAGAGUCACGCGAUUGUUCGUCCGUUCCUGUUGUCAAUGUGGACGGACACUCCUUGACACGGGAUAAAUUAGCGCUGAAGGAUUCAACCAGUGGGGCUGGGUAUGAGACGGUUACCACGGCGAUGGUGAAUUCAGGGUCGGACAUGACAAGUCAGGCAAAUAACGGGUCGGCGGGAGUUUUAGUCGGAACUAAAACUGUCGCUGUGCACAAUAACAGACAGACAGACGAUGAUAGAGGGAUCAGCCGCACACAGCUGGUGGUUAUCUCGACAUGCUCGGCGAUCAUCGGAACGUUCUUCAUAGUGGCCGGCAUCCUCCGACUGCGGUAUUACUACAAGCGCUACGAGGAGGAGCGGAUCCUCGCCCAGCGGCCGACGUUUCGUAGCUGCAGCAUCGCGCUGCGCAACCCGACCGCGUCGACAGAACAGAUCCGGCGAGACUCCAUGCUGAGUAAAUCAAGCUCCUACCAGAGUAACUGCACCCAGCACAAGUGGAGCAACCAGAGUCAGAACGGCGUGUUUUCCCGCGACCAGUCCGGAAACGACUCUCCCAAGAUGUCUGCCGACAAGAUGCCACUGCUUGUCGUGACGUCAGCAUCAGACCCAUCCACGCCGGUGUCGAGUGUGUCGCAGCAGUCGUUCCAGUUCAUUGACGAGGAACCCAGCAGGAGAAAGAAUUCACCAUUCGCAGCCAGCCAGGAUGACAUAGAAGCAGAACCUCUUCUCACACAAGAAUUUGAUGGAAGGGAGAUAACUCCAGUUUCCAGGCCUCCUGUUGGAAGAGAACAGGAGUGUGACAGACUUGAAGACAUUGGAAAGUGUAACAUUUUGUUUGACCAUGACCAACUGAAUAAUAUGUACGAUAAAACGACAAACGACAGAAAUUGUGCGGAAGUUUUAAUAUCACCAGAUGUUGGAACACACAUAGACAGCUGUCCAUUAGAUUCUUACCCACAGUUCUCUGGUGGAAGUAAUUCUGGGGAGAUAUUAACCCAGGCAGAAUUAUCAUCCUUAUCACCUCAUCACAAUGGUAACAAAGACUCACCGACCUGUUUCGGCUUGACGCAGUCGGACUCAAGUCUGUGUGCGGCGAACCCUUUCCGACACAGCAGCCAGGUGGAAUACUGCCCCCCUCCUCUCACUCCCGGUCUGGAGCUCGCAACCAUUUCCAUCAACCACAGCAACUCACCCAAGCCUCUCUUACGAAGCGUGUCGCUCCCGGCGAGAUCGGUUGCGGACCAAAGCGACCACAAUCGCUUCCAGAACACGUCACUGCGAACGACCGGUCCCAGUUACUCGCUAGUUGAGCGUCCCAUCACGACGGUGCCACGAGGAGUCAGUCCAGUGAUUAGUGAGUCAAGCAUUGAAGAGUCACAGCUUGAGAAUGCACCAGUUGGUAGUCAGUCUAGUUUUGACACGACAGGUCCUAGCAAUGCACCAAUUGGUAGUCAGUCUAGUUUUGACGCAACAGGUCCUAGCAGUGUGCCAGUUGUCAGACAGUCUAGUUUGAACGCGAUGGGUCUUGGGAAUAUGCCAGUUGUUAGUCAGUCUAGAUUAAACUCAACAGGCCCUACCAAUGCACCAGUUGUCAGACAGUCUAACUUAGAUACAUCCAGUGUGGAAGAAGUUGAAAAGAUGGACAAACCUCCACAAAUAUGUGAAGGAAGAGCUUCGGUUCAUAACCAGUCGAGUAUGGAUUCAUCAGGUCCGGGGAAAGUUCCAGUUACUCAUCAGUCCAAUAUGGAUUUGGGUAAAAUUGGAGUUACUGGACAGUCAAGUACCGAGUUAUUGGGGUCAGGUAAAGUCGCAGUUACUGGUCAGUCCACUAUGGAUUCAUCGGGGUCAGAUAAAGUCACAGCUGGUCAAUCAAAUAUGGAUUCAUCGGGUUUGGGUAAUAUCACAGUUACUGGUCAAUCAAAUAUGGAUUCAUCGGGGUCAGGUAAAGAUGCAGCUACGGGUCAGUCAAGUAUCGAGUUGUCGGGGUCAGGUAAAGUCGCAGUUACUGGUCAGUCGAGCUUAGAUUCUUCCUCUAUGAAUGAAGCGAGGAAGAAGAAUAAAGGUCCACUGACACGUGAAGCAAGUGCUCCAGCUGUUAGCAGGUCUUCCUGCAUGGACGAGGGGUGGGAAACCGAUGAAUCUCCUCCACCACCUGCUCAUAAUGUCAUACCUGUCAGACAAUCCAGCACGGGUACCACAUCCUGCAUGGACGAGGGAUGGGAAACCGAUGAAUCUCCUCCACCACCUGCUCAUAAUGUCAUACCUGUCAGACAAUCCAGCACGGGUACCACAUCAUCAGUGGCUACUGUGGGGGCAGAUAACUCUGGGAACAAAAUGAAAGUGAAAGUAGGAUUGGUGGGGAAGAUAGUGAGAUUGGAGAUAAUGAAACAGUGCUGGGAAUUGUUGAUAAAGAAAAGGCUGUGGGACAGAAGUUGAGUGGAAAUGCAAAGGGAGAUAACUUGUCACUGCUUGUGCAGCUAGAGGGAGAUAACUCUGUCAAAGAGGAAUGUGAAAGAAGAAAUGAUGACUCAGAUGGGGAUAAACUAACAGAAAAUAUGUUCAGUAAAGAUGACAACUCAACAGCAAAAGCUGCGUUUAAUAAGAAUAUGUUAGAAACUCUAAUUUCUUCUCAACAGCGAGCAACUUUACUAUGAAUCUCAAAAUCUGUUGUGUCACUUGCAAUAUUUUAUUUGUCUUGAAGUUUUCCCCUUGUGAUUUUCCCCUUGUGUGUGUCUCGUUUAUUUCUGGUUGAUACUGUUUUUGUUUUCAUUGCCAUUCCUACAUUAAAUAUCUGACUACAGAUCUUUGAAGAGCUCCAUCUUAGUGCUACAAUAUUGUAAAAUCAUCAUAGGCUACGAAGGAAGAAGAAGGAAAUGUUUUAUUUCAAUGACGCACUCAACACAUUUUAUUUACAGUUAUAUGGCAUCGGGACAUAUGGUUAAGAACCACACAGAUAUUGAGGGCGGAAACCUGCUAUCGCCAC
Gigantopelta aegis is the source of this 3787-nucleotide messenger RNA. Its product is annotated as mucin-12-like. The transcript has 8 exons. The record is from RefSeq and is a predicted model, not a curated record. Lineage: Eukaryota; Metazoa; Mollusca; Gastropoda; Neomphalida; Peltospiridae. Bases 394 to 3240 code for a protein of 948 amino acids.